Babjeviella inositovora NRRL Y-12698 is the source of this 2749-nucleotide messenger RNA. RefSeq lists its product as uncharacterized. The record is from RefSeq and is a predicted model, not a curated record. Lineage: Eukaryota; Fungi; Ascomycota; Pichiomycetes; Serinales. The transcript has a single exon. Gene Ontology annotation, molecular function: protein binding. Bases 148 to 2607 code for a protein of 819 amino acids.
ACUCCUCACACCAACUGGCUAAAUUUCUCGCAGACCCCACUAACCAGACUCUACAAAGCUCAGAAUAUAUGCACCACGCUAUACAAGCAAUUCGUCGACCCUACUCCUUCUUCGCUACUCUCACCUUUCGCUAUCCCCCUAACCAACAUGGAUACGUACAAAACUCUUUUUUUCAGCGGCAUCCUUCCGUUGGAAAUUGUCGAAAAGAUCGUCUCCUAUCUACCACUUUCCACAGUCGCCGAAGUGAUGAACUCGGAGAAUGGGAGUCUCGCUUUGAUGGCUCGGAGACGUUACUACUCGAACAUUGAAUUACGAUUCUAUCACCCUCCAAAUAAUGGAUCCUCAUAUAUGAACGAUAAGUUUCUCAUCAUGAGGAAUUCUGAGUUCGAGGCCUUAGUAAACAGCGAUAUGUUCAGCCAGCUUUACAUCAAGAAGCUCUUGAUAGAUGUAGAUACACACGUCGAUAAUUUUACGUUUCUCCACGAAAAAGUGUUCACCAAGGUGUCCUCGUUUGUCACCAAUGUCAUACUAAAUUUUGAUUUGGGGCAGGAGGAUUAUUCGGAAUUCUACUGGGACUGGUUGCCAUCUUCGCCCCUGGUUCAGAAGUGCAUCCGCGAAAUAUCUAUUUCGUAUGCUUAUAUUGAUCCGGACGUUCCGUCUUUACCCUCCAACUUACGCAAGCUUACCUUUCUGUACGACUUCCGAAAUCGUUGUGGCGAUGGUGCUAGCGCUCCAAGGAUUAUUUUUCCGUCGUCUCUCCAAGAAUUUGUUUCGGAGUACCCCUGGGGAUCGAUGUCAGUAUAUGCUGGCCUCCCUUCAACCUUACAGAGAUUAGAGCUAGUGGAGAUCAAAGGCUUUUCUACCGAGGCUUUUAAUGAGUUAAACUUACCCAAUUUGAAAUCUUUGCUAUUGAGUUACAUCACCCUUGAAAACUUCAAUGAGUUAAGAUUACAUAGCUUGAAAGAUUUACGUUUGAAAAACGUGUCAGGUAUGACGGAGAUCGACGAGCACUUUAUAUUUCCCUCAUUGUUGGAGAAUUUAGAGCUCUACGAUUGUAUAAUUACUAACUUCGAACGACGGAAUUUACCUCUGAGGUUGCAGAAGUUGUCCAUCAGCGGUUGCCCUUUAAAGAAAUUUCGUGUGGAUACGUUUCCAGACUCCUUCAAAGAGUUGAUCUUAGGCGGCACGGUAGUCAGGAUGGGUCCUUUAUCAUCUGAGAUUCGCAGUAUCAAAUUUCCUCCAAGCUUGAUUUACUUACAAGUUACACACACCCGGUUAUCACUGCUAGAUUUUGUCAACAUAUUACCAGGCUCCUUAGAAUCCCUCUACUUCCUUGAUAACCCCAUUGGUCGUUUAAAUGAAACAGAUGAAGAUAUAAAAACUACCAGGACAUGCAUAAUCGAGUUCCCCAAGAAUCUCCGGAAGCUUAAUCUCAGUCGGUGCUAUCCUUUAUUUAUCCUAUAUUCACCGAGAAACCUUGUCUUCCCUCCAAGUUUGACGGAUUUGAUUCUCGAGUCCAUGAAUUUGGCUUCAGUAGAGGAACUCGAUCUUCCAUUAAGCUUGAACUCAUUAAACUUGAGCUCCAAUAAGUUGGUGUCAGUUGACGGGCUCAGUCUUCCACCAGUCUUAACCUCCUUAAACUUGAGCUUCAAUAAGUUGGUCUCAGUCAAGGGACUCGAUAUUCCACCAACCUUGACCACCUUUAACUUGCAUGGAAAUAACCUUGAACUUUUUUCAAGGAGACUACCGGACAGCAUUCAAUUAUUGGAUCUUAGGAUUAACAAAUUGAAAAAUUUGGUAAACUUCCGCCUUCCGGUGAAUUGUACUGAACUUAAGAUCUCUUAUAACCCACUUCAAAGGCUCCAAAUCUCCAACGCAUAUGAUCCAAAUUUGAAAUUAAGAAAUAUUUGUUUAAGUAAAGUUUCCGUUACCACGCUUCGUGACAUCUCUCCCCUUCCGCAAUGUCUAACCAGCUUUUCAAUAAGCGACACAAACAUUGGCUCCUUAUCAGGAAUCCAGUUUCCGAGGGGACUAACCAGCUUACAUGCGUGUAAUAGCCUGAUAACUUCAUUGGAAGAUGUUGAGCUCCCACUGCACUUGGAAGAGUUACGUCUCUGGAAGAAUCAAAUAUCCAGCUUGGCCAAUGUCCAUUUUCCGGACAGUUUACUAAAGUUAGAGUUUGAUGAUAAUAUGUUUACCUCAAUCGAUGCAAUACAGCUUCCUCCAAAAUUGAAGGAAUUGUCCUUUGAGAGGAACGUGAUUAGUGCCAUCAGCGAGUUGCAGUUGCCCGAGUCUCUUGAAAUGUUAAACUUGGCGGACCAAAAGUGUGAUACUCUGCACAAUUGUGUUUCCACAUAUGGAGACUCGUCUGUAAGUUCUAGUGUAUCUUGGAAGGGCUUGUCGAGACUUUCUGGGCUAACAAAACUUCCACCAAAGUUGGGGUAUUUAAAUCUCGAGUACAACAACUUGUCCAAACUGGCUAUUCAACACUUGGAGUUCCCAGAUGGCCCGAUAAGACUAAUCAUCAGUGAUGAUGGAUCCGGUGAUUUUUAUCAGUGGGAAACAGAAAUCAAGCUGAAAUACCCGAGGAUGAUGGUUGGCUGGUGAAUCAGAAUCUCAGGACAAAUAUAUAUAUAUAUAUAUAUAUAUAUAUAUAUUCAUUAUGGCGCUUACAAUAAUGUAAUGGGUAGCGAUAGGGAGAAACAUUUACAGAGUGAGAUGCUUAAUGAGAAGUCAUAUAUAGCAAUCG